Messenger RNA from Grus americana (Whooping crane), 17759 nucleotides. RefSeq names its product midasin AAA ATPase 1 (gene MDN1). Gene Ontology annotation, molecular function: ATP binding; ATP hydrolysis activity. The record is from RefSeq and is a predicted model, not a curated record. NCBI's taxonomy places the organism in Eukaryota, Metazoa, Chordata, Aves, Gruiformes, Gruidae. The transcript has 102 exons. Gene Ontology annotation, cellular component: nucleus; preribosome, large subunit precursor. Gene Ontology annotation, biological process: rRNA processing; ribosomal large subunit assembly. The coding region runs from base 158 to 16906 and encodes 5582 amino acids.
GGGUGACGGCACCGGCGAAGCGGAAGUCGGUGCCGAGCUGCGCGUCUGUCCCGUGCCCCACGUGCUGCGCGGUCUGUGCUGCCGGCGGUUGGGCGCGCGGCCCUUUCCCCGCUGCCGCUGCUUUCCUCAGCCGCUGCCCGCGCUCCGGCGGCGGAGGAUGGCGGACCUGCGGUUCCGCCUGGCGGAGCCGCUGCAGCUGGUGGCGCGCAGGAACGAGAAGAGCAGCGCGGAGCUGAGCAGGUUCCUGGCGAAGCAGGUUUGGACUCAGCAGGAUCGGCAAUGCAUCCUCGAUACAUUAGCGCAGUUAUUACUGGAUAAAGAAUGUACUCUGUUGAUUGGCCGUCAAGUUCGGCCAAUCUUGUUGGAUUUGUUGGAAAGAAAUGCAGAAGCCAUUAAAGCUGGUGGCCAAAUCAACCACGAUCGGCAUGAAAGGCUGUGUGUAGCAAUGAGCAAGCUGGUUGCUGACCACCCUGAUGUUCUGCCAUUUGCUUUAAGAUAUUUUAAGAAUACAUCACCAGUUUUCCAGAGGCUUUUCCUGGAGAGCUCAGAUGCAAACACAGUCCGAUACGGGCGCAGACGAAUGAAGUUACGGGACCUCAUGGAGGCAGCUUAUAGAUUUUUACAAAAGGAGCAAUCAGUUUUCCGGGAAUUGUGGGACUGGAGUGUGUGUAUUCCACUCCUAAGGAGUCAUGACACUUUAGUCCGUUGGUAUACUUCAAACUGUCUUGCUCUGGUUACAUGUAUGAAUGAUGAGCAUAAAUUAUCUUUCCUGAAGAAGAUAUUCAAUCCUGAGGAGCUGAUACAUUUUAGACUAAAGCUACUAGAAGAAUCUCAGCUGCAGAAAGUGGAACAAGCCCUUGUUUUGGCCAAUCCGGACUCCUCGUUUUGGCAAAAGGAGAAAGAACUGCAAUAUACGCAAGGACAUAUUGUAUCAGGAGACCUCUCUGCAAAUGUAGUAGCUGUAUGUGGCAUUGUGCUGCCUAGACUACAGCUUGUUUCUGAAGAGCAGGAAAAUAACACCAACUGUUUUGUUUUGGUUGAAUCUGCCUUUACAAAUCUUCAAAACCUUGCUAUUGCUGUAGCAUAUCAGACUCCUGUUUUAUUAGAAGGACCAAUAGGAUGUGGCAAAACUUCAUUAAUUGAACAUUUAGCAGCUGUUACAGGAAGAGCAAAGCCUCCUCAUAUUUUGAAAGUCCAACUUGGGGAUCAAACUGAUAGUAAGACGCUGCUUGGAAUGUAUCGUUGUACAGACGUACCAGGGGAGUUUGUAUGGCAACCUGGAACCUUGACACAAGCUGUUACCAAAGGUCAUUGGAUACUUCUGGAGGAUAUUGAUUAUGCUCCUCUGGAUGUGAUCUCUGUGUUGAUUCCUCUUUUGGAAAAAAAAGAGUUGCUGAUUCCUGGUCGUGGUGACUGUUUAAAAGUAGCAUCGGGAUUCCAGUUUUUUGCGACCAGGAGGAUAUUCAGUUGUGGUGGAGGUUGGUACAGGCAGCAAAGCAGCCAUGCUGCUCUUCUGGACAAAUACUGGACCAAAAUACAUCUAGAUAACAUGAGCAAAGGAGAACUGAAGGAGGUUCUUCAAAGGAGAUACCCCAACCUUGCUCUUGUAACUGAUCACUUGCUAGACAUUUACAUUCACCUUACAGGAGACAAGUAUCAGACAUCAGAAAACAGUGCUUCUGGCUCCAGACACAUACCAGAAGAUUCAUCAGAAUCAAUUUCAGAAAAUAAGAAACCCAAUCUGGAAGGACGAGAACUAUCUCUAAGAGACUUACUGAAUUGGUGCAGCAGGAUUGCUUACAACUUUGACAGUAAUUCUUCAACCAUGGCAGUGAAUAUUUUUCAGGAGGCAUUGGACUGUUUCACAGCUAUGCUGUCCAACCAAGGGAGCAGACAGAAAAUAGCAAAAAUUAUUGGAACUAAACUAAACAUUUCUAAGAAAAAGGUGGAGUUCUUUUGUGAACUCUAUAAACCAGAAAUUCUUAUACGGGAACAAGAAGUCUCUGUUGGAAGAGUGCAUCUUAUGAAGAAACAAACUCAGGCUCUCACUGUACAAAGAGCAAAACAAACCUUUGCUGCCACACAGCCAUCUGCAGUAUUGAUUGAACAGCUUGCAGUUUGUGUUGUCAAAGGAGAGCCUGUGCUUUUGGUUGGUGAAACAGGAACUGGCAAAACCUCAACUGUUCAGUACCUUGCUCAUAUUACAGGACACCAUUUGAGGGUUAUCAACAUGAACCAACAAAGUGACACGGCAGAUUUAUUAGGGGGUUACAAGCCUGUGGAUAACAGGCUGAUCUGGCUACCUCUGCGAGAGUCUUUUGAAGAACUCUUCUCUCAGACAUUUUCUAGGAAGAAAAAUCAAACUUUCUUGGGACACAUUCAGACCUGCUACAGGCAGAAACGUUGGCAUGAUCUGCUGAAAUUAAUGCAGCAUAUUCAUAAAUCUGCUAUUAACAAGGAAGAAAAAGAAAAUGCAUCUGGCUCACCACUGAAGGAAAAGUGGGAGGCGUUUGGUCUUAAACUGAAUCAUGCUCAUCAACAGAUGAAAAUGACAGAAAAUGCUCUUCUCUUUGCAUUUGUUGAGGGUACUCUGGCACAAGCAGUAAAAAAAGGAGAGUGGAUUUUAUUGGAUGAGAUUAACUUGGCUGCAGCAGAGACUUUAGAGUGCCUGAGUGGUUUAUUGGAAGGAUCAUCUGGGUCGCUGGUGUUACUAGACAGAGGAGACACAGAGCCUCUUGUCCGUCACCCUGAUUUUCGCUUGUUUGCAUGCAUGAAUCCAGCUACAGAUGUUGGAAAAAGAAAUCUUCCUCCAGGAAUAAGAAACAGGUUUACUGAACUUUAUGUAGAAGAACUGAGAAAUGAAGGAGACUUGCAAGUUCUUAUCAUGGAUUAUCUGAGAGGCUUGAAUGUGAACAAAAAUACAGUACAAGGGAUUGUGAACUUUUAUUUAUCUGUGAGAAAGGAAGCAGAAACAAAGCUAGUGGAUGGAACUGGCCACAGACCUCACUAUAGUCUCCGUACACUUUGCAGGGCAUUGAGAUUUGCAGCAUCUAAUCCAUGUAGCAGCAUACCACGGUCACUGUAUGAGGGCUUCUCUUUGAGUUUCCUGACACAGCUUGACAGAGGUUCUCACCCAUUAGUUCAAAAGCUAAUUUGCCAGCAUAUAGUCUCUGGCAACAUCAAAAGUCUUCUCAAGCAGCAAAUACCAAAACCCCAAGGAGGGAGAUUUAUACUUAUAGAAGGAUACUGGAUUUCAGCUGGGGAUAAAGAACCUGCUGUAGAUGAGGCUUAUGUGCUGACCCCUUCAGUUAAGCUUAAUCUGAAAGAUAUUGCCAGAGUUGUGUCUGCAGGGACUCAUCCAGUACUGAUUCAGGGAGAGACCUCUGUUGGUAAAACCAGUUUAAUUCGCUGGUUGGCUGCUGCUACUGGGAAUCAUUGUGUAAGGAUUAACAAUCAUGAGCAUACUGACAUCCAGGAAUAUAUUGGCUGUUACACAUCGGAUGCCUCUGGGAAGCUGGUAUUUAAGGAAGGCGUUCUUAUAGAUGCAAUGAGAAAAGGUUACUGGAUUGUUCUAGAUGAACUGAAUUUGGCUCCCACUGAUGUUCUGGAGGCUCUCAACCGUUUGUUGGAUGAUAACAGGGAGCUGUUCAUUACUGAGACCCAGGAAGUUGUCAAAGCUCACCCUCGCUUCAUGCUUUUUGCUACACAGAAUCCUCCAGGACUCUAUGGUGGCAGAAAGGUUUUGUCCAGAGCCUUCAGAAAUCGUUUUGUGGAACUGCAUUUUGAUGAACUACCAAGUGCUGAACUUGAAACCAUCCUGCACAAGCGAUGCAGUUUGCCACCUUCUUAUUGCAGCAAGCUUGUCAAAGUCAUGUUAGACCUGCAAUCUUACCGCAGAGGUUCGACAGUGUUUGCUGGGAAGCAUGGAUUCAUUACCCUGCGGGAUCUGUUUCGUUGGGCUGAAAGGUACAGAUUGGCAGAACAGCCUGAGAAGGAGUAUGACUGGCUUCAGCACUUAGCAAAUGAUGGGUUUAUGCUUCUGGCAGGCAGGGUCAGGAAGCAGGAGGAGGUGGAUGUUAUUCAGAGUGUCCUUGAAAAACACUUCAAGAAAAAGCUAUAUCCUGAGUCUCUCUUCUCAGGGGAAAGCGUCAAAAAGCUACUGGCUAAAUCCUCCACGCGGAUGUCGGUGAUGGACAGAGAUUUUAACCAUAUUGUCUGGACUCAAGGGAUGAGGAGACUUGCCAUUUUGGUGGGACGAGCCCUGGAGUUUGGUGAACCAGUACUGCUGGUGGGAGACACUGGGUGUGGUAAAACUACCAUUUGUCAGAUCUUUGCAGCAUUAACAAAUCAGAAGCUAUACUCAGUGAAUUGCCACUUGCAUAUGGAGACUUCAGACUUCCUGGGAGGACUGCGACCUGUCAGACAGAGGUCGAAAGACCAGGAGGAAUCUGAUGGUUCUAGACUCUUCGAGUGGUGUGAUGGCCCUCUUGUUUUAGCAAUGAAGGAGGAGGGAUUUUUCCUGCUUGAUGAGAUUUCUUUAGCUGAUGAUUCUGUACUAGAGCGACUUAACAGUGUUCUUGAAGCUGAAAAGACAUUGGUACUUGCUGAAAAAGGUGGUCAAGAUGAUGAGGAGAAUGAGGUAGAACUACUAGUUGCAGGAAAGAAAUUUCGUAUCCUUGCAACCAUGAACCCAGGAGGUGACUUUGGGAAAAAAGAGCUUUCUCCUGCAUUGCGCAACAGAUUUACAGAAAUAUGGUGUCCACAAAGCAAUGGCCGUGACGAUUUGAUACAGAUUGUAAAACACAAUCUUCAUCCAGGAUUGUCUCUGGGUGGAGUAAACCAUCAAGGGGCAGACAUAGCAGAGCUCAUGAUGGACUUUGUUGAAUGGCUGACUAAUCAAGAGUUUGGUCACCAGUGUAUUCUCAGUGUGCGAGAUGUCUUGUCAUGGGUUAAUUUUAUGAAUGUCAUGGUAGAGAAUGAAGAGUCUAAUUCUGCCAAGGAAUAUAGCCGCCUUUAUGUUUCUCCAAUGAUGUCUUUUAUCCAUGCUGCAUGUUUAGUAUACAUUGAUGGAAUAGGAUCAGGUACAACAUCCUGCUUGGCUGAUACAGCUUUAUUAGCUCGUGAAAAAUGCCUGACAUUCUUAUGUGAGAAAAUGAGUCAAGUCCUUGAGCUGACUGAUUAUCAGAAGAAUGAACUGAAGAUUUAUGAAAGGACAAAGGAGAGAGAGUUUGUGUGGAUGGACAGCUUUAUGGGAAUCCACCCCUUUUUUAUUCCAAGAGGCCCUGUUCUUCAGAGGAACAGCAUUACAGAUUAUGCUCUAAAUGCUGGGACUACAGCAGUGAAUGCACAAAGACUGUUAAGAGCCCUACAGCUUAACAAACCUAUUUUGUUGGAGGGGUCACCAGGAGUAGGCAAGACCAGUCUAGUUGCUGCUCUGGCAAAAGCCUCAGGAAACUGUCUUGUUCGAAUCAACCUGUCUGAGCAAACGGAUGUGACAGACUUGUUUGGGACAGACUUGCCUGUUGAAGGUGGGAAGGGAGGAGAAUUCGCCUGGCGUGAUGGACCACUACUAGCAGCAUUAAAGGCUGGACACUGGAUUGUAUUAGAUGAGUUGAAUCUGGCUUCUCAGUCUGUAUUAGAGGGGCUAAAUGCAUGUUUUGACCACAGAGCAGAGAUUUAUGUUCCAGAAUUGGGAAUGAAUUUUCAUGUACAGCACAAGAAGACUAAGAUUUUUGGAUGCCAGAAUCCAUACAGACAAGGAGGUGGAAGAAAGGGUCUACCCAAGUCCUUUCUUAAUAGAUUUACACAGGUGUAUGUUGAUCCACUGUCAGCAGAAGAUAUGGAGUUUAUUGGGAAUACUCUGUUUCCUGCUAUUGAUAAAAGUAUUAUUGCUAAAAUGGUUGCUUUCAAUAACAAGAUUGACAAAGAAGUAAUGACUGAAAAAAAGUGGGGACAGAAAGGAGGACCCUGGGAGUUCAACUUACGUGAUCUUUUCCGCUGGUGCCAGCUUAUGCUUGUUGACCAGUCACCAGGAUGUUAUGAUCCAGGCCAGCAUGUAUUUUUGGUAUAUGGAGAAAGAAUGAGAACCAAGGAAGACAAAGAAAAGGUUAUAUCUAUAUUUAGGGACAUUUUUGGUCAGGAAGCUGAUGUAUAUACAGGAACCAGAGAGUUUCACAUCACUCCAUACAAUGUUCAGAUCGGUUAUUCAGUUCUUUCUCGUGGCAACUAUAUUCCUCGUCCUGGCAGAAAUCUCUCACUUCUGCAUCAUUCACUGCAGUCCCUCGAGUCCAUAAUGAAAUGUGUGCACAUGAGCUGGAUGGUAAUCCUGGUCGGCCCGGCAGCUGUUGGCAAAACCAGUCUUGUUGAGCUGCUGGCCCAUCUGACCGGCCAUCAACUAAAAAUCAUGGCAAUGAACAGCGCGAUGGAUACAACUGAACUCCUGGGUGGAUUCGAACAGGUUGAUAUCAAUAGGCCAUGGCAGCGCCUGUUGGAAAGAGUGGAGAAUGCUGUGAGCACGCUAGUAAGGGAUAGCCUUCUCCUGACGGAAAUCUGCGCAGAUGAUGCUGAAGUUGUGCUGCGUGCUUGGAGCAAUUUCAUCCUGAAUUACAAACCCAAAUCUCUGGGUGAAGGAGGUAGAAGUGUUACAGCUGAAUUAGUGAGCAAACUGGAGGGAAUACUUGUACUUACCCAGCGACUAAACAACAAAAUAAAUUCUUAUUCUAAGGCAGAGUUUGCUCACCUGGUAGAAGAGUUCCGGCAUUUCAAGCUGCAGCAGGCCCAGGCUGCUGACCAUAACAGCCAUGGCACUUUUGAGUGGGUGGAUGGGAUGUUGGUUCAGGCCCUGCAGUCGGGAGACUGGCUGUUGAUGGACAAUGUGAACUUCUGCAACCCUUCUGUGCUGGACCGCCUGAAUGCUUUACUUGAACCAGGAGGCGUUCUUACCAUGAGUGAGAGAGGUGUGAUAGAUGGCACAAUUCCUACAAUAGCUCCUCAUCCGAACUUCAGGCUUUUCCUUUCCAUGGAUCCUGUUCAUGGGGAAAUAUCCAGAGCCAUGCGGAAUCGUGGGAUUGAAAUUUACGUUCCUGGGGAGAACGAUGGAAAUGUAUUGGACAAUCUGGAUUUGAAGUUACUCCUACAUGGUUUGGGUUUAGUGGGAGAUAGCAUCUGUGAUGCACUUAUGGCUGUGCAUUCAGAAACCAAGGCAGCGAUAGCAGGUUCUGUGUCAUCUUUGUCACCUUUGCUUCAGGCUGCUGUGUUAAUUGUGCAGCAGAUACAGAGAGGCCUUGGAUUAGCAAAGUCUUUUUACAGAGCCUGUUGGGAAGUUUAUGGCCGCUCACAGCAACUGCAGAUUAACCAAAAGCUUGUGUUAGAAUUGGUUACGAAGCAUGCUUCAUCUCUGGCUUCCCAUGAAACUUGGGGUGACUCCUUGCUAGCAAUGGGAUUGUGGCCAGACUCCCUACCUACAGGUCUGUUCGCAGCUGAAGACUCACUUCUUUCAACAGUCCGGAGCGAUGCACAGGUCCUAAUGUAUUGUCUGAAUAGACUAAACCUUAAAAACUGCAGGACACUGCCACUGACUCUGCAAGAUCUUCAAAAAAUUAUGCAGUCCACUAAUCCUGAGAGUCUCAAAUUCAGUGCUGUUGAGAUGGAUGCAAACUGGAUGGAUAACAUGGAAGUUCUCCAGGCUUCAGUGAAAUUGUUCAUAGAAAAGGCAACCAAUCAAGAUUGGACAUUGAGAGUUAAAUGGCUUAACUCUGUAGCCAAAAAUCUGCCACAGGUGCUUGAUCCCAUGCGGAUUCAGCUGGAAGCAGGUGCUGUAGCCCUUGGUGGUUUCUAUGCCAGUCCCCUCUCAUCUGGAGUCUGUAAUAUGAUCAAGUUGCUACAACCAACUAUGACAGAUGAACAUGUGAUGCCUCUGGACCCAAGAUGGAAUAUGCAGUUUUUGGAUAUCAUUAGAAAUUCGAUGAACUUUGAUACAGAAAUGGAACACACAGAUCAGCUUCUAAUCCUUUUGAAGUCUGUAGCAAAUCGGGCAGUAUUAUUUCUUGACCGAGAAAAAAGAAGCUACACUGAGAAGAAUUUGAUUAACAGCAAGAAGCCAAGAAAUAGUGUCUUAAGAAUGUCUCUAGAUUUCCGGAAAGAUCCAGGAAGUUACAACUGUCUGCCGCAUGCAAUUGUGGUCAACAUUGCUGCUUUCUUUGAACUCUGGGAUGCGUUUGUGUUUCACUGGGUGAAGUCUACUCAGGUGGCCUUAAGUGAUGAUGACAUGCAUGAUAUUUUAUACUGCUUGCUGUGGCGUGACCGGUUCUGGACAGUCUCUGACACUCUGACAGUGGAUUCACCAGGGUUGUCACUUCUGUCUCUGCACUGGCACUGGGUUAUGAAGCAUCUAAUUGACAGAAUUCCUCAGAUGCUUAUUGGAUCAGACCAGCACAAGGUUUCCAAGGAAAUUCAAUCUGUUUCACAGCAGAUUCAGAGCUGCUUGGCCAAUCCUGCUGGCAUUUCUGCCAAUAUGAAGAUAUUACAGAAGUCUCUAGGAAGACCCCUUCCUUUUAAGGAUAAACUGGGCAUGGAAUGUUUUUCUCAGUUAAAAGUUGUCAGCAAGCCACUUAACAUCUUGGAACUAAGAUUGGCCUUUGGAGAAAGUAGAUGGCAGGAAAAAAUGUGCUGUCUGAAAAUUGCUGCCACUGGAUGGAAGAUGAAGAAAGCGUUGCUGCAAGCUGAUGGCCUGAUAAUUAGAGCCAAUCAUUUAGAAGAUGUUAGUCUGGGUCAACUAAAGAUUUUUUUGAAAGCUGUGCAUUCGCAACUGAGAGCAGAAGGAGUUAUAUAUAGUCAUUCAGAAGAAAGGUUUACUGAAGAUGCCAUCUCCAGCCAGAUAGACCCUGCCUUGUUAAACCAGCUCUGCAGUCGGGUUCAGCUGUGGCCUGCAAUGGAGUACAUAGGCCUGCUCUGGCAGUACAAACUGACAGCAGAUUAUGUGGCCAAGGCUUGUGCAAGAAGGGAGAACUGCAGUCAAGAACUGAGCAUAUGUUCAGAUCUGCUCCAGCUUAUAGCUUUUUCUCUGAAGUUGACACCAGCUGCUUCUCACCAGCUGUCUGGACUGUGGCACUUGUUACACCUUAAUGAAAUAUCUCCUGAAGAAAUGUCUAUUCUGUCAUCUCAACUAGUUAAUGCUGCAUUAUCAUCGUUUUGGAGCAGUACUUUCACCACGGACCCAGACUACUGGUUGACUUGGAGGCCGCUACCUGCAACAGAUGAAAAGAACUUUUCUAAAUCCCAUAUGAACUGUUCUAUGAAGGGCCCAGGUAUUUUGACCCGAGCCGUUUUCUCAAAGUGCUUCUUUGAAAUUCUAACUAGCAGCAGCAAGACAAGCCAGUGGGAUGUGAGUGGGCUUCCUGUUCUGUCAUCAUCCCAUGUGACACUGGGAGAAUGGAUGGAGAGAGCACAGCAGCUUCACGAAGUCAACACAGCACUGUGGACCAACCUGGCUGUCUCUUCAAUAGCAGAUUUUAGCCACACAGAUGCUAGACUACAAGGGAUAAUGCUAAGCAGACAGUUCUCUGCCCUGGUAGAUCUGGUUCCAAUGGAUCUUCAGGAAGAAUUUGUAGAGUGCUGUGAGAAGCUCUCCCUCAAGGAUCCUGUUGCAUAUGAUUACCUUUUCAAGAUACUUAAAAGCAUCACUGAUCAGGAGUUACUUUCAAAAGAAUUCCUGUUUCUUCUGCUCACUUGCUUACAGCAGUUCUUUGGGGAAGGGCUUAAGGAGUUACCAGAGACAGCUUGGCGAGGAAGCCUCUGGGUCAAUAUUGGUUUGGUGCAAAUCCAGGUGUGGCUUCCGCAGACCAGGUUUGAUCCGGCUGUUAAAAGAGAAUACAAGCUCAAGUACGCAAAAGAAGAGUUAUACCAGCUGGAGUGUGAAUGGAAGACAAAUGAUUUCUCAUCCCAGCUGCAUACAGGAAAAAGUAUUGAAGAUGAAGCACUCAGCAACUAUAUUCAUCCUCAUCUCAGACUGUUGCAUGAAAGAAUGCAAAGGUUGAAGGAGCAAAUAAUCAGUCUUUCCAGAAAAAAGGCCUUCAGGCCUCCGGCUCCACCCUAUGAUUGUUUAUACCAGGAGGCUCACCAGUACAUCAACAGCAUAGCACGGGUUUCUUCAGUCCAAGAUCUUUUAGCCCGCCUUCUGCAGUUCCUCCGUGGGGAAAGACCUAAAUCACUCCAGGCAAUACAAAACCUGUUAAAUGAAGAAGCAUCUUGGCAACAAUCACACCAUCAGUUUAGAAAACACCUGGCAGAGGAGUAUGCUGUGUUCCCUGAUGCCAUCAUUCCACUGCAAGCUGCCAUUUUACAGUUGCAACAUGGCAUGCGAUUAGUGGCUUCUGAAGUUUAUACAGUGCUCAAAAGUUUUGUGCGUCCAGCUGAUCUCACCAACCUCCUCACUUCUUUGUUGACAUUUCCUUCUGUUGGCCGUGCCUUCCCCACUUACUUUGCUCGUGCAGAAAUAUUAUGCUCAGUGAAUUCAGUUGAGGUCCUUCAUGGACUUAAAAAGUUUUCUCUGAAGUACUCUGAAGGAGAAUCUGAGGGAGUAGAGCAGCCUUGCCCAACUCUGGAGCAGCUCCUAGUGAAUGCCUUGUUGCACCUUCGAUGCCAUGUACUAUCCAGAGGAGAGAUGGACCAGAGAUCUCUGCAGCUUUUUAGACAUCUGUGCCAGGCAAUUAUAAAUGAGUGGGAUGAACAGGAACGCCGUGCCCAAGAGCGGGAGGCAACGGAACACAGUCUGUACAGAUACAGAAGUAAAAGUCAUGGGAAAGGACGGAGUGAGGAAGAGGAGGAAGAAGAAGAAUUUAGGAGGAGAUUUCCCUUUCAUGAAAAGGACUUUGAAGAUAUAACAGCUCAGCCAAGCCUAGAAGAAAAAAUGGAAACUGAAGAUCCAUUAGAAGACCAGCUGGAAGUUGAUAGAGCCCUUUUGUCCAAGAGCUCUAUGCAAACAGUAAUGAUGGUUCAUCAACAGUUGUGUUUAAAUUUUGCUCGAUCCCUGUGGUAUCAACAGAGUCUGCCUUCUCAUCAAGCCAAACAUUAUUUCAGUACAUUUAUUUCCUGCUAUCAGACUGGUGCAUGUCUGGUGUCACAAUUCUAUCCUUUAAUUGGUGCCGAAAUGAAUGAUAGUCUUUUGGGAAGCCAACUUCUAGUUAGCACUCUUCUUCACAAUACCUUUUUUGAGGAAUUAACUUCAGAUCUUGUGCUGCAGCAAGAUGGCCCAUAUGACUUCUACCAGCAUCCUAAUAUUCAGCAAGUCCGACAGUGCCAACCUGUACUUGAUAAUUUUGCUAAAGAAGUAAAUGGGCUACUGCAGGAAUGGCCAGAGCAUCCAGUACUUGUGCAGCUGUUAGUUGUGAUGGACAGAAUCCGGAGUUUUCCACUCUCUAGUCCUCUCUCAAAGUUCCUGAAUGGCUUGGAAAUUCUUCUUGCAAAGGCACAGGACUGGGAGGAAAAUGCUAGUCGAGCUUUGUCUUUGCGGAAACAUCUUGAUUUGGUCACACAACUGAUUAUUCAGUGGCGUAGAUUGGAGUUGAAUUGCUGGUCAGUAAGUUUGGACAAUAUUAUGAAGCAGCACGCAGAGAAAUCCACAAAGCACUGGUUCUCAAUUUAUCAGAUGAUUGAGAAGUAUGUUCAAGAACAGACAGAGGCAAACACAGAACAAACUGAGCAAAUGGAUCUGAAAGCACUGGUCAGCACACUGCAAGCUUUUAUUGAAGGAUCCACACUGGGAGAGUUUCAUGCACGACUUCAAGCGCUACUGGUUUUCCACUGCCAUGUCUUGCUGAUGCCUCAAGUGGCAGAAAAGGCAGCUUAUUAUUGUCUGUCCCUUCUAGAAGUUCUGUGCAGCAUCCUGUGGAAUCUAUACAAUUAUUAUAAGCAGUUUUCAGAAUGUGUUGAGGCCAGAAUCAGUGAACUUCGUCAACCUAUAGAAAAGGAACUUAAGGAAUUUGUGAAAAUUUCAAAAUGGAAUGAUGUCAGCUUCUGGGCUAUAAAGCAGUCGGUUGAAAAAAUACGCAGGACCCUCUUUAAAUUCAUGAAGAAGUUUGAAGUUGUUCUGGAUGAGCCAUGUCGACCUGCUUUGGUGGAAAUUGGUAAGGAAGAGCAGCUGGAUUGCUUGCAAAAGCAGGAAGAGUCUGAGAACAAAGAGACCAAAGUUCAGAGGCUAAACAACACGUUAAGAAAAGUUCUGUCUGCUAGAACAGAUGUCACCAAGAGGGCACUCCCAGAAGAAUGUCAGGAUGGCAUUACCUUUCAUACAGAAUCUCUUCAGUAUCGUCUGCCUAAGCUCACUAAAAAAAUGAAGAAAAUGUGUACAGCAGUUACAGAAAAUAAUUCAUUCUUAAGUCUGGUGGAAAAUCUUGACCAGUUCACAGGUGGUAUCAUUGUUUCUGUAGUUGAACUGCAAAAUUUAACAUUUGAUCAGACAGCAGAUAAGGAGAAGCAGAAGUCUGAGGCAAAGCAUAUUCAGAUGCAAAAGCAACGGGCUUUGUCAGAUCUCUUUAAAAGCCUUGCUAAAACAGGUUUGUCAUACCGGAAAGGUCUGUCUUGGUCUCGUUCAAAAGACUAUCAUGAAAUACUCUACCUACAACCACUGGAUUUGCGUAGUGCAUUAGCUGUAGUAAAUUGUACACAUGAAAUGGAUGCCACGUUGCUGACAGAGAUUUCUUCUGCCUGGGAUGGAUGCCAGAAGUACUUCUAUCGAUCACUUGCACGCCACUCUAGACUUCAGACAGCAUUAUUAGCACCUGCCAAGGAUAUUGGACUAGGUAGCAUUGAACGAUGCAAAGGAUUCACUGCACACCUCAUGCAGAUGCUUGUCAAACAGAGGCGAUCUCUUACUGCAUUGACAGAACACUGGAUCUCACUGAGGAACCUCCUGAAUUGUAUACAAGAGAUAGAUUCUAGGCUGACUGCUGACAGAGUUUAUAAUGUAGCAUUUCCUCCUCAAGACAGUUUUCGACACUGGACUGACAAACUGCAGCAACUGUCCAUGCAGUGCGUGAUGGUUCUUGAGGAGCUGUCUUGGUUUAUACAGUGCUGUCCAAAAGAAGAGUUGACAAAGUGCAGUGACAAUGAAAGGACAGAUGUGAAAAUAAACAUUUUUCAGAGUUCAGGACCUGAAAUGGGAAAUGUUUUUACAGGAAUACCUGACCUAAUUCCUUCAGAGCUAAAGUAUCUGUCUCCAGUAACAAUUGAGCAACUGCCUCCUGGAUGCAGGAUGCGAAAUAAGGAUCAGGUAUGGCUGCAGCUAGCUGCACAAUUGACUGCAAUGCUGACAAAUGUGAAGGCAAUGAAAGCAGAAGUGGACAAAGUAAGACAACAGUCACGUCAGACCUUGUUUUAUUCCUGGAGAGAUUUUGAAGUUUACACGUCAGCUAUGAGUUGUUUGCUACAAGUCUCAGCUCAGUUACAAGGCAUAGAGUCCCUAUUUCUUCCAAAUGAGGAAGGCAGACAAGCUGCAACUCAGAUGCCCCUAAUCAAGAGCCUAAGGUAUAUACAAGAAGAAGUUAAUAAUACAUCUGCAGACUUCACAGCCUGGAGAAUGCAGCUUCUUGCUUCCGUGUCAAAUUGCAUUGGAAAUCAACGGUCAGAUGAAGAGUUUGUGGAGCACUUCUCAGCAAAAGUGGAAACUGUUAUCCGUGUUGUUCUGUAUGCCAUCCAGUGUUUGGUCGAGAGAAAACAGGAAGGUGGAAAAGAGGAAGAAAAAUCUCUAGAGGAAAAUGAGGAUGCAGACUCACUUGACGUGAUUAAAACAGGACAUAUAACUAAGCUUUUGGAUGAAGAUCUCUUUGCCGAUUUGGAUUCUUUGCAUGUGCAGAAAGCAAUUUUAGCAGUUUCAGAACUCCUGGAGAACCUGAAAUCUUAUGGGGAAGAUUACACUUCAGAUAAACAUAAGUUCUUCAACCAGUCCUGCUAUUUGCUGGUGCGUCUAAAGCCCAUGCUCUGCAGAUAUUCAGAUGUUAUCCUGUUCUACCUCACUGUUUCACUGGCAUCUCACAGGAGUACUGGAAAACUGCUUUCGGUUCUAACUAGCAUUUUUACAGAGCUUGCCCAAAAGGGGUUUUGUCUGCCAAAAGAAUUACUUGAAGAUGAAGCUGCAGAGGGAGCAACACAGUUUCAUGAUUAUGAGGACGGUGGUAUUGGAGAUGGGGAAGGCAAGAAGGAUGUGAGCGAUAAAAUAGAAAGUGAAGAUCAGAUAGAAGACAGUUUUCAAAAGGGUGAAGAGAAGGAGAAAGAGGAUCAAGAUUCUAAACCAGACAUUGAAGGAGAAGACAAUGCAAUUGAAAUGUCAGAAGACUUUGAAGGCAAAAUGCACGAUGGAGAACAGGAUAAAAAAGAAAAUGAUGAAAACUCAGAUGAAGAGGAGGAGCUUGAUAAGCAGAUGGGAAAUCUUGAUAAUGCUGAAGCUGAUGAUAAACUGGAUGAGAGGCUCUGGGGGGAUGAAGAUGAUGAUGAUGAUGAUGAUGCCAGUAGUAAAACAGAAGAAACUGGACCAGGAAUGGAUGAGGAGGAUUCAGAACUUGUUGCAAAAGAUGACAAUUCAAGCACAGGAAACAAGGAUAAUAAAAAACAGCCUCCUAAGGAUGAGGAAAAAGAGCAACAAGAUGAUGACAAUGGAAACAAAGAGAAAAUCCAUGAACAAAUUGAUGAGCGUGAGUAUGAUGAGAAUGAAGUAGAUCCUUAUCAUGGCCAGCAAGAAAAGCAGCCUGAAGUUGAACCUUUGGACCUUCCUGAUAAUUUGAACCUGGAGAAUGAUGAAAAGAGUGAUGAGGGGGAAGAGGAUGAAGAAGAAGAAAAUGCUUUUGAAGUAGAUGAGAAACCUGUUGAUUUAAGUGAAGCAGAGAAGACAGAAGAACAGAAUGAAGAGGAUACUGGUGAGACAGAAAGAGAUGAUCAAGAUGCAGAAUCAGCUGAAGAAGGCAUUUCUGAAGAGAAAGAGGAGAAGGAAGAUGAAGGGAACAAAGAUGCUGAUGAUCAAGAAGAAAAUGCAGAGAACACUGAGGAUGCAGCAAAAGAAGAGGAGGAAGAGUCACAACUACCUGAUGAGGAAAAAAAUGAAUCUGCUGAAGAUAAAGGAAUCCCUGCUGCUGACCAAGGCCUUCAACCUCAGGAAGAAGAGGGUAAAGAUAAUUCAGAGAUGGAUGAACAGAUCCCUGAGCCUGAGGAAAGAAUGGAGCAUGAAACACAAGGGCAGACUGGGCAAGAAAACUUGCAGAGUGACAGUGCUGUUGAGCUGGCUGGAGAGGCUUCAGAAAGAGACCAGUCUAGAGAGGAAUACGGAAGUGGAGCUUCAAGUGCAAAUCAAUCAGAAGGCCAUGAAUCCACACUCAUGGCCCGGAUGGCUUCUCAGAAGCAAAGCAGAAAAAAUACCCAGAGUUUCAAGAGGAAGCCUGGUCAGGCAGACAAUGAGCGCUCAAUGGGGGAUCACAACGAACAUAUCCAUAAGCGGCUGAGAACCAUAGAAUCCAGCAGUGAAGCAAAACAGAAUACAACUCAGCCUAAACAAAACGUGGAGGAAGCUGAUGCUUUUGAACAUAUUAAACAAAGCUCUGAAUGCUAUGAUGCACAGACAUAUGACGUAGCUAGCAAGGAGCAAGAGAAACCUAUUAUGCCUCUUGAAGAAAAGGAAGAGGGACAUUCUGAAGAUGCAGCUAUGGAAACAGAAAUGCAGAACAAUGAGGAUCUCAAAGCAGUAGAUGCAGAGGAGCUGAAGCCAGAAAAAAAGAAGUCUACUGCCACUAAAAUUCCUGGAACAGGUGAAGUGGAGCCGGAGAUCCAGGCUUUGGACUCGGAGGAUGUCAAAGACUCUACAACAGAAAAGCUACCAAAGGUGACUGAAGAGAAGCCAGAGAGAAGCAAGGACUCAACCAUACAUACUGCCCAUCAGUUUUUGAUGGACACUCCCCAGCACAUCGUUAGAGAUCCUGAAGAGCUAAGAAGGGAACUUGAAAGGCAACUGGAAGCUUGGCAGACACAGCAGUCUGGAACUCCAGAUGAGGAGAAAGAAGCAGCACAGUUGUGGCAGAGAUAUUUAGUACUGACAGCUCCUCUAUCACAGCAGCUUUGUGAACAGCUACGACUCAUACUAGAACCCACUCAGGCAGCCAAAUUGAAAGGAGACUACAGAACGGGGAAGAGACUGAACAUGCGCAAAGUGAUUCCAUAUAUUGCCAGUCAGUUCCGAAAAGACAAGAUCUGGUUGCGAAGGACCAAGCCCAGUAAACGACAGUACCAGAUUUGCUUGGCUAUUGAUGAUUCCUCUAGUAUGAUAGACAAUCACUCUAAACAGCUUGCAUAUGAAUCCCUGGCAGUUAUUGGAAAUGCACUGACUCUUCUAGAAGUGGGACAAAUUGCUGUGUGUAGCUUUGGAGAGACUGUUCAGCUGCUGCACCCAUUCCACGAACAGUUCAGUGACCAGUCAGGGACACGGAUAUUGCGUCUUUGCAAAUUUCAGCAGAAGAAAACAAAAAUAGCCCAGUUUCUAGAAUCAUCAGCAAAUAUGUUUGCUGCAGCACAGCAGCUGUCUCAAAAUAUUAAUCCAGAAACAGCGCAGCUGCUUUUGAUCGUGUCUGAUGGAAGAGGCCUUUUCUUGGAAGGCAAGGAACGAGUGACAGCAGCAGUUCAAGCAGCUCAGAAUGCCAAUAUCUUUGUUAUUUUCGUAGUGUUGGACAAUCCUAAUUCCCGGGAUUCCAUUUUGGACAUUAAAGUACCUAUAUUCAAAGGACCUGGAGAAUUGCCUGAAAUCAGAUCUUACAUGGAAGAAUUCCCAUUCCCAUUCUACAUGAUCCUUAGAGAUGUGAACGCGCUUCCAGAAACUCUUAGUGAUGCUCUCAGACAGUGGUUUGAACUGGUGACUGCCUCAGACACUGUGUAGACUUUGUAGACAAAGUCAGUACCCAAUUGCUGCUAAACCGCUGAAAUGUAUGAACCGGCAUUUCCUCAGCAAGCUCAUGAGGCCCCUUGCUAACUAGGAUUAAUGUGCAGGAGCUGCCCUCUGGCAGUCAGACUGUGUAAGAACAAAAUGGUUUAGGCGCAUUCUCCCACGUUUGUCAGAGGACAAUUAUGCAACGGUCAUCUUCUUUCAUUGCCUAUUCCCACCAAUAACGUAGAACUUUCUUCAGCUUCUCUUGUAAUAACUUAUUACUUUCCGCACAAAAAAAGGUAUUUGUAAUGUUCACAGAGGUAAAAUUAUUCCUGCAACUGUCUAUUGCAAUAAGAAAAAUCGGUCUUGCUUCUGGGAAGACAUUUCUGCAUUAGAAGAACUUCAGGUGUCUUGCAAAAAAGGAUUCUUUAGCUUCACUCAUGUGGCUGGUGCCUCUUUGGGAAGGAGUUGGGGGAAGCAGGGGAAGCAGAUGAUUUUAAACAACCAAAAAUAUAAGUAUUUGAAUACUUGAAACUGUUCUGCAGCUUAACACAUUCUGUUUAAUAAUUGCUGAUUUUUGUCUGACGAUAUCAACUGGGAGUUUUAUGAAUAAUGCCAUAUGAUCACCCUGAUAUUAUCAGUUUACACUGUGAAGUUUGCCCCUCUGUCCAAGGCAGACACGGACCUUCCAUUAAUCCGGUGUUCUAGAGCAUGGACAUGAUUUUUCAUUGCAAAAGCUAUGCAUCUUGUAUGGUCUGUACUAAUAAAAAGAGGUACCACUGUUUGUAAUUAUGAUGUCUGUUCUUUCACUUGAUCAAAGCCUGAAUAAAUUAACCAAAUUUGCCACAUGGAAAUGCUGCGCAUU